CUCAGAAUCAGUUGGAUUCUUACGCGCGCUUGCUCAGUUACGCUGCCCGUUGGCAGCUGGAAACUUUUUUCAUUUUACAAAAAUAAAAAUUAUUCUCUUUUUCUUCAACAAUUUUUUAAUUGGAAAGAGUUCUGCGCCUGAACUUCCCACCAACACCACAGUACACUCACAGAAACGGUUCGCUAAUUGUCGUGUGUCCAAGUGAAUUUGCCGUGAAUUUCAAUUAAUCAGCCGCGUUUGCGCGUCAUUUGUUGCAACGCGCCGUUGGCAAUACAAAUUGCACGCUUCGCCCACUUUGCUAUUUGCCAGCGCCUUGGCUGUGUGGCGGCGCGCCGCGUUUGAAAAUGUGUCACUAGCGAAUUGUGGCCAAUUGUAGGUGUCGGCCAUGGCCGCGUGAAAUAUACUCAUUCAAUCGUUUAGAAAUGUGAAAAGUGUGCCGAAACUUGUGAAAAACACACAAACAAAAUAUAAACAAAGAAACGUUAGAAAUUACCUUCACUGUGUGCGUGUUUGCUGUAAAAGAAACUAUUUACUUUUAAAUAGAAUAAUCUGUUUUUAAACGUUGCUUCGUUAAUGCGUAUUGCGUGUGCUGCAUGCCGGAGCAUUUGCCGAGUAUAUUGUAUUUCGAGACGGUAUAACGCGGAAUUAAUUACUCAUACAAACGGUAGCCAUUUGUAAACAAAAACAAGAGCGACAAGACAAGAAGCACACGCGAGUAACAGCAACGAAGAAACGCAUAUAACACAAGUCCAUCGAGGACGGCGGCACAGAUCCCGGCGUCGAACAGCAGUGAUAAAAGAAAGCUACUGCUACAAAGCACACCAAAAUGGGCGUUGGGAGCGGUGGUGCAGCGGCUUGCAUGCUGCUACUCUGCUAUCUGAGCAGUCAAACGUUGGCGCACAUACGCAUUGAGGCACCCGAAGUGCAUGCCAUCGAGCCAGCGUCGCACUCCACAGGCAGUUUUGUACGCUCGGCUGUGGAGAGCGUGCCGAUCAAGGAUCAGGCUAUACAGACGCUCAGCAGAUUCAGUAUGCGUCCUUCUUUUGGCGAUGUCUUCCUGCCGCUGCGCAGCGCUGUAGAAAGCGUGCCAUCGGUGAAUUUACGUAAACUUAGCCAAUUAAGCGAUUCCUUCGGCGUGCGUUCAUUUAUACGUGACUCCGUUGAGUCGCUACCAAUAGAUGAGGAAGAAGAUGAAAAUGAGGACUCAGAACUAGUUUCGAAUGCCGAUUUGGUACGCAGCACCACCGCCACCGAGGCAGAUCCGCAGAAAUUGCAGGACACAAUCUUUGUGGAUGUGAACGGCAAUACAGAAGUGUUUGAUGCGCCCGAUCCUUGGAUGGUUUCGGACAAAUAUGCCGCCUUUGUAGCCCCAGCGCUGGAUGACAAGUAUUUGCCACAACCAUAUCGCGCUGGUUCCCCCUAUCAACAGCUGUUGAAGGACGUUGAGGUGGAGCACUUCGAUCAACAAGACGACGUUGAGCUGCUACGCGAGCAAUUCGGUUAUGGUGCGCUGACUCAUAGUCAAAAUGGCGAUAUUGGUGAAUAUUAUGGUGCGCCGACGCAUCUGAAAUCUGCACCGCCGGCACGUAAAAAUUACAACAGUUCUCCGAAGGUUUUAUGUCACAUAACAAAUUGGGCUUUCUACCGUAAAGCGGAUGGCAAAUUUGUGCCGGAAAAUCUCGAUAGCAGCUUGUGUACGGCCAUUAUUUAUUCCUUUGCCGCUCUGGAUCCAGAUCAUCUGACUAUCAAAGAAUUUGAUCCUUGGGUCGAUGUAGAGAAUCAAUAUUACAAUCGUGCAGUGCAAUCGGGUGUGCCCGUUCUGAUCGCUUUGGGUGGUUGGACCGAUUCUGCCGGCGAUAAAUAUUCCAGACUUGCGGGCGAUGAGAUAAAACGUAAAGUUUUUGCCUCCAAUUUAGUUGGUUUCCUCAAACGUAAUGGUUUCGCCGGUCUACAUUUGGAUUGGAAUUAUCCRAAAUGUUGGCAAAGCGAUUGCUCGAAAGGUCCGGCAAGCGAUAAACCCAAUUUGACCAAAUUGAUACGCGAAAUACGUAAUGAGUUCGACCGUGUUGACAAGAAGCUACAACUCGGCGUUGCUCUAUCUGGUUACAAGGAAAUCAUCACUGAAGCCUACGAACUAGCCGAACUAUCGAAGCUGGUUGAUUUUAUGACCGUAAUGACUUAUGACUAUCACGGCGCUUGGGAAGGACGCACUGGUCAUGUUAGUCCGCUCUAUGGACGCCAAGGCGAUCGUUAUCCGCAAUACAAUACUGAUUACGCCAUGCAACUGCUGAUUAAAUCUGGCGCCAAACGAGAAAAACUUAUUAUGGGUAUUCCAUUCUAUGGACAAUCAUUUACACUUGAUCGCGCCAGCACUACUUUAGUAGGCGAAGGAGUAGCCUCUUCGGCACCAGGCGAACCCGGCGAAUUCACCAAACAGCCAGGUAUGCUGGCCUACUACGAGAUCUGUCAGCGCAUACGCAAAGACAAAUGGCUAGAGGGACGUGACGGCGAGCGCAAAUCGGGUCCCUUCGCAAUGUUGCGCAACCAAUGGGUCGGCUAUGAGGAUCCUGCUUCUGUGGAGGCAAAAGCACGUUAUGCAGCAAAUAACGAUUUUGGUGGCGUUGCUGCUUGGACUGUCGAUUUGGAUGAUUUCCAAAAUCGUUGCUGCAGUGAAGCCUUCCCAUUACUCAAAGCAAUUAAUCGCGCCUUAGGACUGCUUAACACCGAGCCGCCACAUCGUAUAAAUUGUGACCGACCAGUGGCGCCAGUUACACCUAUACCGCCUGUAAUGACCACUGUGAGUAGUGAUGGCUCGGUGAGUAGCACGACUUCUCAGCAACAUGAUCACACAUCACCGACUGCACCAACAACGUGGUGGCCAACAAGCAGUUCCACAUCGACCACACCCUGGUGGACGCCAACGACUACGUCCACCACACCAAGACCAACCACUACCCGAAGAACAACGACUACGACUACUACAACAACAACCACCAGACGUCCAACAACCACGCGUCAUCCAAAUCGCCCUGAACAUACGACAAUUCCUUCUCCAGCCGUGGUGCGUCCAGUGGUGCAAGCAUCGAACUGUCAGCCUGGUAAAUUCUAUGCAGAUCGCUCUAACUGUAAUGCCUACUAUCAGUGUAUCGCUGUUGGUGAACUCCAUCAACAAUUCUGCCCUGGUGGUUUACACUGGAAUGAUCAGAGCAAAAAUUGUGACUGGCCUGAGGCUGCACAGUGUUCUGUGAAAAACAAACCCGUUGCAACUUCUAACUCAGCUACCACACGGCCCACAAAAUCGCCGGGUACAACUGUUCGCCCACCCACACGUCGUACUACCGUCAAACCUGCCUCUACGAGUGUGAGCAAGAAAACCACUCGUCAUCCCAUUACUCUUGCCCCCACUACCAAUUCGCCGCAAACCUCAAGCAAACCAUCGAAGAAACCAACUUCAAAACCAUCCCGUAAGCCAUCACGUAAACCUACUCGUAAACCUCAACGACCCGUCAAACCACAACGUCCAAGCGCCAAAUGUAACGAGGGUGAGUACUAUACCCACAAAAAAUGCGAUCAGUACUAUAUUUGUGUAAAUGGUGCUUUGGUGCCGAACUCUUGCGGUGGUGAUCUGCACUGGGAUGGUAUAAAACAGAUUUGCGAUUGGCCCGAAAAUGUACAGUGCGUUACUACCAGGCAGUACUUACGUCGUGUGAAGUCACAAGCGCUACGUUCCGGCAAUCUACUUGCACUGCGAAACUCCAACCCCAACGAUCCUUGUGACGGCGAAGAACGUGUAGCCUACCCAGGCGACUGCUCCAAAUUCCUUUUCUGUUUGUGGAAUCGAUUGCAGGGUGGUGAUUGUGGACCAGGUCUUCACUUCAACGAGGCAUUAAGCACCUGUGAUUGGCCUUUGUCAGCUAAGUGUACACAAGACGAGAGUGGUUACGGUGUCAGCGAGGUUGAGAGUUCCGAACAUGGUGAAAAUGAAAUUGCGCAAGGAAGCCCGGGUGUUGUGAAACCGAAACCCACAAAGCGUCCCGCGCCAACCACAACAACAACGACAACGCGUGCACCACGUCCCACAUAUCCAACUGAUAAGCCAGAACUGGCACCGCUAGACGGUUACUAUAAGGUGGUCUGCUACUUCACUAACUGGGCUUGGUACCGCAAAGGUGCGGGACGUUAUACACCAGAUGACAUCAAUACAGACUUGUGUACGCACAUUGUUUAUGGCUUCGCUGUGCUGGAUUAUUCCAACCUUGUGCUACGUACACACGAUUCCUGGGCAGAUAUCGAUAACAAGUUCUAUACACGCGUCAGUGGUUUGCGAAGCAAGGGUGUGAAGGUGAGUCUCGCCUUGGGUGGUUGGAAUGAUUCGCAAGGUGACAAAUACAGUAGACUUGUUCGCAAUCCCGCUGCAAGGGCGCGUUUCGUCAAGCAUGCCGUUGAGUUCCUGGAAAAGUAUGGUUUUGAAGGUCUCGAUCUGGAUUGGGAAUAUCCAGUGUGCUGGCAGACGGAUUGCAGUAAGGGUGUGCCGGAUGAGAAGCAAGCAUUUACGGCUUUGGUGCGAGAGCUCUCGGAGGAGUUCAAGCCACGUGGCUUACUGCUCUCAACUGCGGUGUCGCCCAGCAAGAAGAUUAUAGAUGCAGGUUAUGAUGUACCGCAGUUAGCUACAUACUUUGACUGGAUUGCUGUAAUGACCUAUGACUUCCAUGGUCAAUGGGAUAAAAAGACUGGACAUGUUGCGCCACUGUUCUACCAUCCCGAAGAUGAUAUCGACUACUUCAACGCCAAUUUCUCCCUGAACUACUGGAUUGAAAAGGGCGCGCCCUCACGUAAAAUUGUUAUGGGCAUGCCGCUAUAUGGUCAGUCUUUCACGCUGGAGAAUGCCAACUUCAACGGUCUCAAUGCUAAGGCACCCGGUCCUGGCAAGGCAGGCGAGUUUACACGUGCGGCAGGUUUCUUGGCCUACUAUGAGAUUUGUGAUCGCAUUAAGAAUGAUGGCUGGGAAGUAAUACAGGAUGAACAAGGACGUAUGGGACCUUAUGCACGUAAAGGCACACAGUGGGUGUCAUUCGAUGACCCCGCCAUGAUUCGUAAAAAGUCUCAAUUGGUGCGAGCCUUAAAUUUGGGUGGUGGUAUGGUAUGGGCCUUGGACUUGGACGAUUUCCGCAAUCGUUGUGGAGAUGGUGUACAUCCACUGCUCACACAAAUACACGAUGUGUUGAAAGAUCCACCAAAGGAUUAUGAAGAAUUGCCUGGCCUUAGUGCAAAUGAACCAAUUACACCCACUGUGGAAGCUGAGUCAGGUGAGGAUGUAAAUGGCAUUGAAAGUUCCGUCAUACCGGAAGAUAUAGAGACCGGCUUAGCCGAAGAAAAUGUCAUCGAUCCCAAUGGUGAUGUGGAAGAAGUGGAGUCUAUCGAAGAAACGGGUGAUGGCACGCACACUGGCACAGGCACCGAAAAUGAAGCUUCGCCUUCCGAAUUCAAAGUUGUCUGUUAUUUCACUAAUUGGGCCUGGUAUCGACAGAAUGGUGGCAAAUUCUUGCCCGAAGACAUUGACCCAGACCUUUGCACACACAUUGUGUAUGGUUUUGCGGUGCUCAAUCGCGAAACGCUUACCAUACAGCCACAUGACUCUUGGGCCGAUUUGGACAAUAAGUUCUAUGAACGAGUUGUGGCCUUCCGUAAAAAGGGUGUAAAGGUGACCGUGGCCAUUGGUGGCUGGAAUGACUCAGCCGGUGAUAAGUACGCACGUUUGGUACGCAAUGCGGCGGCCAGAGCACGUUUUAUAAACCAUGUUGUAGAAUUCAUACAGAAGUACAACUUCGAUGGUCUUGAUCUGGAUUGGGAAUACCCAGUAUGCUGGCAAGUGGACUGCACGAAGGGUACACCCGAUGAAAAGGGUGCAUUCACUGCAUUGGUGCGUGAGCUAUCGCAGGCCUUCAAACCAAAGGGACUACUGUUGUCAUCUGCAGUCUCGCCGAAUAAGAAAGUAAUUGAUGCUGGUUAUGAUGUGGCAACACUCUCAUAUUACUUUGACUGGAUCGCCGUUAUGACAUAUGACUUCCAUGGUCAAUGGGAUAAGAAGACUGGACAUGUAGCUCCUAUGUAUGACCAUCCAGCGGGCACUGAAACUUUUAAUGCCAAUUUCUCCAUAAACUAUUGGUUGCAAAAUGGCGCUGACCGACAAAAGAUCAUAAUGGGUAUGCCAAUGUAUGGCCAAUCGUUCUCAUUGGCACAAGCAGCCGAUCAUGACUUGAAUGCGCCAACUUAUGGCGGCGGAGAAGCGGGUGAAGCGACACGCGCACGUGGUUUCCUUGCUUACUAUGAGAUCUGCUCGUAUGUACGUCAGCGUGGUUGGAAUGUAGUCCGUGAUCCACGUGGUCGCAUGGGACCGUAUGCCUUCCAACGCGAUCAGUGGGUCUCCUUCGAUGACAUUUCAAUGAUCAGACAUAAGAGUGAAUAUGUUCGUGCGUUGGGCCUAGGUGGCGCUAUGAUUUGGGCUCUCGACUUGGAUGACUUCAAAAAUUUGUGCGAUUGUGAAACUUAUCCACUGCUUAAAACUAUUAAUCGUGUAUUGCGAAAUUAUCCGGGCGUGGCACCAAAGUGUGUACUAGAACAGAAGCAGCAUGCCAUGAUUGCUUCUGAUAGCGGUCCGUCGCAAGCUUAUACCGCCAAGCCAAAACCGGGUGCACCAAAACCAAAUCCUACAUACGCCAGUGAAUAUUUCGACUCAUCUCAACAGAUACAAAACUCUCCGCUAGAAGACUUCGGAACCGAGGUGGAGAAGCCCUGUAAUGGACGAAGCUUCGUGGCUCACGAAACCGACUGCAACAAGUACUACAUUUGUCAAUUUGAAAAAUUGAUCGUACAAAGCUGUCCGGUCGGUCUUUAUUGGAAUCAAUUUUACUGUGAUUGGCCGCAAAAUACCAAAUGUUCUAUGCGACAAGAGGCAACCACAAAGCGGCCAGUACCGCAGCGCCCUAAACCCACAAGCAUUACAACAACGCGUCCACAGCCCUCGAAGGCAACAAGCCGUCCGAAACCAACAGCAGCACCAACAUCGCCACGUCCUACGAAGCCGACCAAAAAGCCAUCACAGACACCCAGCAAAAAGCCAACAUCACGUCCAAAACCUCCCACUUUGCCACCAAUAACCGGUUCCGGCGAUUAUAAGGUCGUCUGCUACUUUACCAACUGGGCUUGGUACCGGCCGGGUGAGGGCAAAUAUGUGCCGGAAGAUAUUGAUGAAAACCUCUGCACUCAUAUAGUUUACGGUUUCGCUGUACUAGACGGUAACUCGUUGACCAUACGCACACACGACUCGUGGGCCGACAUCGAUAAUCAUUUCUAUGAACGCGUAGUUGCCUACAAGAAGAAGGGUAUACGCGUGACAAUCGCCAUUGGCGGUUGGAAUGAUUCAUUGGGCAGCAAAUAUGCACGUUUAGUGUUGGAUCCAGAGGCACGUGCACGUUUCAUACAGAGCGUACUUGCCUUCGUCGACAAAUAUGGUUUUGAGGGUCUCGAUUUGGACUGGGAGUAUCCAGUAUGCUGGCAAGUUGAUUGCAAAAAGGGUUCAGCAGCCGAGAAAGAAGGUUUUGUUGCACUGGUGCGCGAACUAUCCGUGGCUUUCAAACCGCGUGGACUUCUGUUAUCCGCUGCCGUUUCGCCCAGUAAAGUGGUUAUCGAUGCUGGUUAUGAUGUGCCACAGUUGGCGCGUUACUUCGACUGGAUUGCUGUCAUGACAUAUGACUUCCAUGGAAACUGGGAUAAGCAAACGGGUCAUGUAGCACCGCUGUACUACCUCGAGGGCGAUACGAAUGAAUAUUUUAAUGGCAACUUCAGUAUUCACUAUUGGUUACAAAAUGGCGCACCACGUGAGAAACUUGUUAUGGGCAUGCCAUUAUAUGGUCAAUCGUUUACACUGACGGAGGUCAGGCAACAUGGACUCAAUGCUAAAUCAACAGGUCCCGGACAAGCGGGCGCAUUUACACGCUCUGCAGGUUUCCUAGCCUACUAUGAAAUAUGUGAGAAGGUCAAUGGUGGUGGUUGGUCAGUGGAACAUGAUGCUCAGGGACGUAUCGGUCCGUAUGCUUACAACGGCAAUCAGUGGGUUUCAUAUGACGAUGUGUCGGAGAUACGUCGUAAAGCGCAAUUUGUCAAAAGUUUGGGUCUGGGGGGUGGUAUGGUUUGGGCUUUGGAUUUGGAUGAUUUCCGUGGACGCUGCGGCUGUGGUAAAUAUCCACUGCUGCGCACGCUCACGCAAGAGUUGCGUGGCAUACCGGGUCAAAGAGCGCAAGAUUGCACGUAAUGAUGAAGGGAGACAGAGAACGCGUCUACAGUUUUAGUAUACAAUAUACUCAUACUCUCGUGCCAAUAUUCGAUAUUUAAAUCAAUAUAAAUGUAAUAUCGGUUUAUUAGAAAUCUGUUUUCAAGAUCGCUAAAUUUAAAUCGAAUAUGCUUACAGCAAUAUGAAUUCUAAAAUAGCAAUAUAAUAGUUUUAAUUUUUAUACUUAUAGGAUUAGAUACGAUUUUGAAGAAAACGAAAACCUUGAUAUUAAAAUACUUUUAUAAGAUACUCAA
Molecule: messenger RNA, 8583 nt
Organism: Bactrocera latifrons
Lineage: Eukaryota; Metazoa; Arthropoda; Insecta; Diptera; Tephritidae
Product: probable chitinase 3
Exons: 8
Coding region: 827-8311 (2494 amino acids)
Biological process (GO): chitin catabolic process; carbohydrate metabolic process
Cellular component (GO): extracellular region
Molecular function (GO): chitinase activity; chitin binding
Source: RefSeq, a predicted model, not a curated record